UAUAUGUAAAUGGAAAUUAAGGAAUUAGAUUGAGGAGGCAGAAGGGAAGUUUAUGGUUAGUGCUUAGAAGUAAGGAGGUGGGUUUUGUAAUGUAAUUGUCAAACAUCACGUGGGCUAUGUAUAAGCCAGUUCUCAUGCAAAUUUUGAUUUUUCCUAUAUAACCCACAUUAAAUUUUGCGCGAGAUUCAUGUCGACCUCUCUCUCUCUCUCUCUCUCUCUCUCUCUCUCUGUGUUUCUUUUCUUCUCUCAACUUGUUGCCUUUAAUUCCUGAGAUUUUGGAAAUCUCUCUCAUGUCACUGGUUUCUUAGAUUCACAUAUUGUUUGUUGGUGGUACUCUGCUUCUUAAUCUUAGUCCUCUGUAAUCUGCUCAAUAAUUAUCCAUUAUCUCAACAAGGGCUUGUUUUCCAAUCAUGAAUGGAUCAUUCAACGUCUAACGAGGGUCUCAGGCUCUGGAUUUGAGGAAUCUGUUCAGAGAUGGUUGCUUUUGGAAAGAAGUUGAGACAAUCACAAAUCCAGGAAUGGCAAGGAUAUUAUAUUAACUACAAGCUUAUGAAAAAGAAAGUCAAGCGUUACACACAACAAAUUCAGGUUGGAACACAGGAUCGCCAUAAUGUUCUUAAGGACUUCUCGAGGUUACUAGAUAGUCAGAUUGAGAAGAUUGUCUUGUUUUUGCUGGAACAACAAGGACUGCUCGCAAGCAGGUUAUCCAAUCUUGGAGAACAGUAUGAUGUUCUCAUACAACAUCCAGAUGAAGCAAAAGUAACCGAACUGCAAGAAGCAUAUAGAGCAGUUGGAAGGGAUCUUUUAAGGCUUCUCUUUUUUGUUGAGAUGAACGCUAUUGGUUUGCGUAAGAUAUUGAAGAAGUUUGAUAAGCGUUUUGGCUAUAAAUUUGCCGAUUACUAUGUCAAAACUCGUGCCAAUCAUCCAUAUUCUCAGUUGCAGCAGGUGUUCAAGCAUGUGGGUAUUGGGGCUGUUGUUGGAGCUAUAUCUCGCAAUCUUGCAGACCUCCAAGAUCUUCAAGACAACCAUGGGAGCUAUGUAUCAAUUUAUGAUCAGCCAGCUUAUUCCCACCCGGUUUACUCUCAAAUCCAUCAAGAUCCCGUCGUUCAUUCUAUCAGAGCAGCUGUAGAGCGGCUAUCAAACUCAACAAGUUUCCUUCACUUUUUGGGAACACAUGCGUUUACUAUGCAGGACGAAUUACCAACACCGUCUGAGGAACAAGACGAUGACCAGAGAUAUCAUUUUAUGUCACUUCUCUUAAACUUGGCUAACACAUUUCUAUAUAUGGUCAAUACAUAUAUAAUUGUCCCGACAGCUGACAACUACUCCCUUACCCUUGGAGCUGCAGCAACCGUCUGUGGUGUUGUGAUUGGUUCAAUGGCUGUUGCACAAGUGUUUUCUUCAGUUUAUUUUAGUGCAUGGUCUAAUAGAUCAUACAUGAAACCUCUUGUGUUUAGUAGCAUUGUUCUUCUUGUGGGAAACACUCUAUAUGCACUGGCUUAUGAUCUAGAUUCGAUAGCAGUUCUUCUAAUUGGUCGUUUAUUCUGCGGGUUAGGUUCUGCAAGAGCAGUUAAUAGGCGUUAUAUCAGCGAUUGUGUACCGCUUAAAUUGCGAAUGCAGGCUUCAGCUGGUUUUGUAAGUGCAAGUGCACUUGGAAUGGCUGUUGGUCCUGCUCUUGCUUGUUUGUUCCAAACUGAUUUCAAGAUUUACAAAUUCACUUUCAAUCAAGAAACUUUACCUGGUUGGAUUAUGGCUCUUGCAUGGCUUGUUUAUUUAUUGUGGUUGUCGAUUUCUUUUAGAGAACCUCCAGAUCGGACUAAAGAAAGUGUCGUUCCACAGGAAUCUACCUCUGGACAAUUUGUGAAUGUUUCUGUAGAUAAUGGUUUUACACAACCAUUACUGAUAAACUCUGAAACCAAGCAAGAAGAUGAAGAUGAAGAUGGAGAUGGAGACGAAGAUUGCGAUGAUGCUGAAGAAGAUUCUGACAAAAUUCAAAAGCCAGUCAAUUCGAUUGUGUCCGCGUAUAGGUUACUAACACCAUCAGUGAAGGUUCAACUGCUUAUAUAUUUCAUGCUCAAAUACGCAAUGGAAAUUUUACUUGCUGAAUCAAGUGUGAUUACUGGAUAUUAUUUUAUCUGGUCUACAAGUAGUGUGGCAAUCUUUCUUGCUUGUCUUGGGCUAACAGUUCUUCCAGUAAACAUUAUUGUAGGGAGCUACAUCAGCAACAUUUUUGAAGAAAGGCAAGUUUUACUGGCUUCUGAAAUCAUGGUAUGCAUAGGCAUAGUCCUAAGCUUUCAUAUACUGAUCCCUUACACAGUCCCUCAAUAUGUUGGCUCAGCUCUUAUUACUUUCGUGUCAGCAGAAGUUCUUGAAGGUGUGAAUUUGUCGCUGCUUUCUCGUGUAAUGUCUUCGAGGCUUUCUCGUGGGACUUACAAUGGUGGAUUGCUUUCGACAGAAGCAGGGACACUAGCUCGAGUAAUUGCUGAUGGAACAAUAACACUAUCUGGGUAUCUGGGUGAGAGCAAGCUGUUGAAUACCACCUUGGUUCCUGCACUGUUCAUCUGUAUAUCUUCCAUAGUAGCCACCUGCUUCACUUACAACUCUCUCUACUAAUACACAUAGCUACCACUCUUCUUUGUAAAAUGUUGUAUAGUAUUUUAUUGAAAAUACCAUCGAGUAAUUAUCAAGCUGACAAACACUUUUCUCUA
This is a messenger RNA of Ziziphus jujuba (common jujube), 2708 nucleotides long. RefSeq names its product SPX domain-containing membrane protein At4g22990. The record is from RefSeq and is a predicted model, not a curated record. Gene Ontology annotation, biological process: transmembrane transport. The coding region runs from base 475 to 2613 and encodes 712 amino acids. The transcript has 11 exons. Gene Ontology annotation, molecular function: transmembrane transporter activity. NCBI's taxonomy places the organism in Eukaryota, Viridiplantae, Streptophyta, Magnoliopsida, Rosales, Rhamnaceae. Gene Ontology annotation, cellular component: membrane.